ACACGACAACAUACGGACAAACUCAUAGGCCUCUCUCUCUCCCUCCCUCCCUCUUCUCUCUCUUCUCCAUACCGAGAGUCUGAAACUAGGGUUCCCAAUUUUACAUUUUUUGGUCUUUUUCGUCGGAGUCUGAGAGAACCAAAAAAGAGGGAAUUCCGAUCAUGGCGAGCAAUCUCGGCCGUCUCUUUUCAUCAAUAACCAAUCUUUCGACCCCAAAGGUGAUCCUCUCCUCCACCAGGUCGGAGCCGCUGACUCGCUGCGCCACCAACUCAGCGAGUCGACUCGUCAGCUCCUCGGCUCAGAAACCUCAAUACGAUCAAGAAAACAUGAACAAGGAACAGAGAGAAGCAAUAGCAAAAGAUCUGGAAAAUGAGAAGGAAGACGGUGUAGAAGACGAAGAAGAAGGAACUAGCCUGAACGAACAGACCGGAGAGGUCGGUGGGCCCAGAGGGCCCGAGCCCACUCGCUAUGGAGACUGGGAACGAAACGGUCGGUGCUAUGAUUUUUGACAUUUUCCUUUUCUCCAUUUUGAAAAUAAUAAUGUUUUUGUUUUUUGUUUUUAUUUUUAGAUUUAAAGAGGAAAAUAAAUAAAAUUAUUAUUUCGAUUUUCCUUUUGUAUGGAUUAGUCUUUCUAUGACUGGAAAUUUUGUUUUGGUUGAAUUGGAA
This is a messenger RNA of Morus notabilis, 666 nucleotides long. RefSeq names its product succinate dehydrogenase assembly factor 4, mitochondrial. The transcript has a single exon. Bases 162 to 509 code for a protein of 115 amino acids. NCBI's taxonomy places the organism in Eukaryota, Viridiplantae, Streptophyta, Magnoliopsida, Rosales, Moraceae. Gene Ontology annotation, cellular component: mitochondrion. The record is from RefSeq and is a predicted model, not a curated record. Gene Ontology annotation, biological process: mitochondrial respiratory chain complex II assembly.